AUGUGGAACUUGGCGGCGAUAUUUCGACCAGCCACCCGCAUCCGGCCAAGCCGGUGGCAGCGCAUCCCGGGCCGAUGGGUCCAACUUCGUCGUCUGUCUAGCUUACCGGCUGGUUGGCAGGAGUUUUAUAGCGAAAAGUAUGCCCGACCGUACUAUUGGCAUCAAGCGACUGGCACAUCACAGUGGCAUCUGCCCCAGGUCGUGCAGGCAGACAACGAGAAAUCGGAGCACAGCCUUGAAAGCACCGCGACGGGGCAAGGGCGAGCUUCCGAAGAUGUAACACAGAAGCCCCGAACGGUGCCCGACAGCCAGUGGAAGGUGGUGUGGAGCGAAGAGUACGGCAGGAAUUAUUAUUGGCAUGUGCCCUCUGGCCGGACCACGUGGGAACAGCCAUCUGACAUGCCGAUCGAUGUAGAAGCACAAAGACUGAAGCACGUCAUGGCGGCGAGUCGGGACAUCCUGCACGGGGCAACAGUGGGAGAGGAGAUCCAGAGCAGUGACGAUCUACAGGUUGUCAAGGAGCUCUUGAACUACCAUCCCGAUGUGACGCGCAAGAUUGGUGGGGGGCUUCGGUCAAUCAAGGUAGAUUUCGCGCCACCACCGAAUCAAGAGCAUCGCUGCUUCUGGGUAAUUCGGCUAGAUGGUUCCCAGGUAUGUGACUAUGCCCAGGUAAACCACGAACAGUACAUGGGGUCAGUCAAGUUCGUGACUUAUGUAGUCUUUAUCGAUUAUCGGUUCUACACGAAAGACUACUUCGGAGGUGGAGCUACUCGCCUGGCUGGGGGUCACGAUGGUACGACCAGGAUGGAAGGCGAAGAGUGUUUUGUUGGCAAGAGAUGCGGCAGCCUCAGAUUCUUGAGCCAGCUUUGCCACAUGCCCAGACGCUGGAGUCAGGAUGAGAAGGUGCCCUGGGACAGAGCUGAAGCAAAGGAGGAGCCUGGCUCGGAAGGAGACCGGCCGAGUGAGAAGCCUGAGGGUGGCUGGGGCGGCUGGAGCAGCAACAGCUGGUACGCGAGACCAUCCUGGUCGAGCUGGUCUUGGUCUUAUCCCAGCUACGGCUAUUCGAACUACGGUUACUCCAGCUAUUCCGGAUGGGGUGACUGGAACCGAUCUGAUGCACCAGUCGAAGCCAAGCAAGACGACAGCCAGAGCCGACAGGAACGCUGGAGCCAAGCCUUUGCAAAGGACAGGCAGGACUUCCAGGACGGAGGCUGGUGGAAAAGCGAACGGGACGAGCAGCCCAAGCAGGAACAGGGGACCCCAGACCCGAAGCAGGACGGGGAAGGAGGCCAAGAGUCCAAGUGGGUGCCGCCUUUUGAAAGCGGCAGCCAAGAGGCAAGUGCGGCUGCGCAGGAAGCGAAGCAGGCUUCCUCCGAUGUAGCUGUUCAGCCAAGUCUGGAGACCCAGAAGCCUCGAGACGAAGUCGACAAGGAGAGCAGCCGACCAGCCCACGAAAACGAGGAGUGGUAUCAAAAGUGGCUUCUCCGUCAGAAGGAAAAAGAGCAAAGCGGCGCACGGGCAGAACCACAGACUGAGAGCUUCGUCACGAAAGCAAAGAAGGUGGAAGCAGACGAGGUCCAGGUUCCUGAGGCGGUCGCUGAUUCCGACACUCACCCAGCGCCCGCAAUGGAUCAGGAGAUGUCUUUCCACAGCAUGCCAGAGCCGGAGAGCGCGCCAGCGAGACACCCGCACGAGAAUGAAGAGUGGUACCAAAAAUGGCUACGACGCCAGAAGAAUCAGCCCACUCACGUGAUCGACAUUGGCGCUCCUCAGCCUCAGGCUUCGACGCAAGAUGUGGCAGCGAGCAGCUCUGGCGAUCCGCAGGCUUCCAGCUCUAGCAGCGCGGAAGAGAAGCGGGUCUGUCCAGAUGAUGGGAAGACGUACACGUUUGAUGAGUUGAAGAAGGCAUACGCCGGAGAGUACUCUGAUGAAGACUUGAAGGCAUAUUGGAGAGAUGCCAUGGCCCCGCCGGGAGCUCCGGUAGAAAAACCUGCGGAGUCGAAGAAAGAGGAUUACAAGCAGGAGGAGUGGUACCAGAAAUGGCUUCGUCGACAGCAGAACAAGAAUAGACAGAUCAUUGAAAUUGGUUAA
Molecule: messenger RNA, 2091 nt
Organism: Symbiodinium necroappetens
Lineage: Eukaryota; Dinophyceae; Suessiales; Symbiodiniaceae
Source: the annotation of a GenBank genome assembly